This is a messenger RNA of Didymosphaeria variabile, 969 nucleotides long. RefSeq lists its product as uncharacterized. The transcript has a single exon. The record is from RefSeq and is a predicted model, not a curated record. Bases 1 to 969 code for a protein of 322 amino acids. Lineage: Eukaryota; Fungi; Ascomycota; Dothideomycetes; Pleosporales; Didymosphaeriaceae.
AUGCGUUCCCGCAGGAAAAUUGAAAUCAUUGUGGUAGCGGUGUUCGUGCUCUGCGCAUGGUUCCUCUUUGACGCCCACUUCAAUGAUAUCCCAGAAGAAUCUGUCGAGGCCAGCGUUGCUGAGAAACCAUGGCAACAUGAAGCAACAGAAGCAGAAGAAGAGCAAAAGAUACUUGGGCAGGACAAUGCGCAUGGCGGCACGAAAGAGGAAACAUCAUCGGCCUCCAUCACACCUCAAUAUACAAGCACACUGACGCAAAGCACUGCGGUCGCGACACCUAGCCCAUCACUACCUGAUCACGUCGUAGUAAUGGCAAGGCUUCCAACAGACGACACACGCUGGGUACAUACCGACCUACAAGACUGGCAAUCAGCCAUCUAUGACAUCGAUACCGAAACUCCGCAAAACACAUCGACCCUGGAUCCUCUCACUAACAGCACUCUACGUAUCCUUCGGAACAAAGGAAUGGAAGCAAAUGCAUACCUCGCAUACAUCGUGCAGAAUUACAACAACCUCCCUUCAACGAUCGCGUUCAUUCAUCCGCAUAAAGACGGUUACCCGCUCGCCUGGCACACUGACAACAACGAGCAUUCCAACGUAGUCUCUCUGCAAACCCUUAACAUCAACUUCAUCCAGAGCAACGGCUACGCGAAUUUGCGUUGCGUUCACGAUCCCGGCUGUCCGCACGAAGUGAUGCCGUUUCGAGAUCCGCCUGAGGACCAUCGAACAAUCGAAGCAGCGAUGCCGGAUGCGUGGAGAGACUUGUUCAACAACACGGAUAUACCCCACGUACUGGCGACACCUUGCUGUGCGCAGUUUGCCGUGUCGAGCAAGCAAGUGCAGAAGCGGCCGUUGGACGAAUACAAAAAGUACUAUACGUGGUUGAUGGAAACUCCGCUAAAAGAUGAGACAAGUGGCCGGGUGUUCGAGUAUCUUUGGCACAUCCUGUUUGGUCAAGACCCCGUUUAG